AUGGACGGACCAAAUAACGGUAUCGUCCUCUACCACUAUUCCUUCUCCCCCUUUGCAAGGAGAGUGUUGUGGUAUCUGAGUUUGCGAGGCAUCGACUAUGCAGAAUGUAAACAACCCCCUGUCAUGCCUCGACCCGACAUUCACGCAUUGGGCGUAAAAUACAGGAGAAUCCCUGUAAUGGCCGUUGGUCGCGAUGUCUAUUGUGAUAGUCGAAUUAUACUUCGCAAGCUUGAGGAAUUCUUUCCCGACGGCGCUCUUGGGGCUUCUAGUGCAGAAGAGAAGGCCAUUGAGAAAUUGCUCGAGAUCUGGGCCAUUGAGUCUGGGGUUUUCGCGCGAGCAUCUCAACUCAUCCCGACUAGCAUGCCCCUUCUGAAUGACCCGAAAUUCACCCAAGACCGAGAAGAUUUCUCAGGUCGAUCCUGGAGUAAGGAGCAAAUCGCCGCAAAUAGGCCCGAAGCGUUGGCCGCCAUCAGAAGUGGAUUCAAAUUCCUGGAGACCACUUUGUUAGCAGAUGGUCGAGAAUGGGUGCUCAAAACGGAAAAGCCCACGCUGGCAGACAUUGAAGCUAUCUGGACAUUUGAUUGGUUGAAUGGGUUGAAGGGAGCUCUACCACGGGAGUUGAUAUCUGACAAGAGAUAUCCCAAGGUCUUUGCGUGGAUCGCCAGAUUUAACGAGGCCCUCAAGGUUGCUAAAGCUCAAGCGCCGAAACCAGCGUCUCUCAAGGGUGAUGCUGCAUUGCAACGUAUCCUCAACGCAUCCUUCGCACAACCAGACGUGGGAAUCGACCAAGCGGAUCCUUUAGGUUUGCAACAAGGAACCGAAGUGGAAGUGUUUCCAACUGACUCGGGGGUUCGGCAUCACGACCAGGGACAACUCAUAGGUCUGAGCGAAGAUGAAGUCGUCCUGGGCAUGCAGACCAAGGGAAGAGAGAUACGGGUGCAUUAUCCGCGGACAGGCUUUAGGAUCAAAGCUGUCACCGCCGGAGGAGAUUCGAAAUUGUGA
Rhinocladiella mackenziei CBS 650.93 is the source of this 1002-nucleotide messenger RNA. RefSeq lists its product as uncharacterized. The coding region runs from base 1 to 1002 and encodes 333 amino acids. The transcript is spliced from 3 exons. NCBI's taxonomy places the organism in Eukaryota, Fungi, Ascomycota, Eurotiomycetes, Chaetothyriales, Herpotrichiellaceae. The record is from RefSeq and is a predicted model, not a curated record. Gene Ontology annotation, cellular component: cytoplasm.